Messenger RNA from Sclerotinia borealis F-4128, 933 nucleotides. The record is from the annotation of a GenBank genome assembly. Lineage: Eukaryota; Fungi; Ascomycota; Leotiomycetes; Helotiales; Sclerotiniaceae.
AUGUCCGAUUCAUCGAACUGGAGAGGAGGACCGCUCUGCUCGAGAAGAUCGUCCUCACAGGCAACCGAUCGUGUCGCUUGCAGAAAGAAGCCGCCCGAAGACGUACAAGUUCACAGACCUGAACAACAGCAGGAGGACUCGCCAGAAACGAUAAAAGCCAUUGCGGAAGGCCGUCGCGUCUAUCUCGGAAACCUGCUUUAUACCACCACGCCGGAUGACAUUAAUAAAUUUCUCGCGAAGAAUAGUAUUGUUUCUGCUACAAAUGUUCACGUAUCUAUCGAUCCAUUUACAGGCCGCUGUCCGGGAUAUUGCUUUAUUGAGUUUGCAGAAAAGGGGAAUGCGGGUGACGCUAUGAGAAUAUUGGAGGGCCUUCCGUUGUUUGGUCGACCGGUUAAGUGUCGUCCUUGUCGGCCCAAGGGUAACCUUCGACAUGGUGGUCCAGGUUAUGGGGUCCGUGAUGAAAAUAGUAGUCUCAGCUAUAAUCGCUGGGGUGAUUGGGAGGGAUCAGGAGUUGGAGACCCAAAACAAGACAGACUUUCGGGACAAACGGGACCUGAUGACGCAAUGAGGUAUUUCCAGGUUUCAAAAGCCCAAGAAGAGGGCCGACAACUCCGCGUUGAUGGACUGCCGAGGAUGCUUGAUCAAUCAGAGAAUGAUUUGGAGAUUCGAUCCAUCUUCAAGGACUUCGAAAUCGAUGCAGUAAGUAAGAGGGUUAGUCCUCGUGAUAACAAUCCGGAUAAUCAUCGACGCAAUUUUUGCUAUAUUGAUUUCACCACUAGCCAAGGGGCCCAAGCGGCUAGGCAAGCUAUCGAUGGCAUAUUGUACAGGGACGCGCCAUUGAAGUUCGCGAUUGCAAUUCCGAAAUCUAGUAGAAAACCAGAUAAAUAUGCCACAGCGAAGGAAAAGGCGAUGGGGAGCUCACGAUGGACAUAA